CGAGAGGGAGGGAAUUCUUUUUAGUUUUGGGCAGUAAGCGACGUCAACAAAACAACUCAACAGUAUAACUACAUCGGUUUUAUCUUCCGAGGCUGAACUUACACUCGGAGAUAUAUCAAUCACCAAUAUGUUCAAAUUUUCCAGAUAGGACCGCAUUUCGUAGGAGAUGAAAACGUUAAUCAUGAACCUUGCGAAGAUUCAUUUCAGCCUCAUAAGAGUUUUACCGCAACAAACAUACUCGUGUAUAAGAACACUGUGUGCGACCACCAGAGAUCCAAAUAGGAGAAUCCAAAGACCGAAGUUGAAUUAUGAGUAUCUCUACAACCCAGACAAUACAAAAUACAUCGAGAGACUCAUAAAGCAUCGGAAAAAUGUUGGUGAUAUACACAAAGUGCUACAGCUGAGGCAGAAGCUGGGAUCAGUGAGUGAGAGUUCACAUGAGUACCAGUUACUACAGGAAGAACUAGAAAAGGAGGCACUGAAUAUCCCAAACGAUGCCAGUCCUCACCUAUGGGCGUAUGGAGAGGAACCAAAGGUCCUCGAGUACGUCAAUCCAAAACCACAGUUCUCCUUUACCCCACUGGAGCUCGGUCAGCUUGGGCAGAGGCUGGAUAUCUUGAGGACGGAAAAUCUGGGCAAUGUGACUGGAACUCGCAGCUACUUCUUCAAGGGGGCACUGGCAGAGCUGGAGCAUGCCCUCGUCAAGUAUUCAGUGUCACACCUGCUGAAGAAAGGCUUCACCCUCAUGUCUGUGCCUGACCUACUGUACUCAGAGAUCAUUGAGGGCUGUGGCAUGAACACACAAGGAGAACACUCACAGGUUUACCACAUUGUGGGGCCAAGUGAAGGUGUGUGUUUAGCUGGCACUGCAGAGAUGUCCCUUGGUGGAUACCUGAGGGGGAGACAGCUGGAGACCCAUAAGCUACCCUCGAAGCUGGCAGCUGUCUCCAGAUGCUACCGGGCUGAAAGCUCAGGUCAGGCGGAAGAGAGAGGUAUCUACAGGGUUCAUGCAUUCACCAAGGUAGAGAUGUUUGGAGCAACAGCAGCAGACACAGGACAAGAGAGCCAUGAUCUCUACUCUGAAAUGGUGCUCCUGCAGAAGGAACUUUUCUCAAGGCUGGGAAUCCAUUUUCAGGUGUUGGACAUGCCUCUACAUGAUCUUGGUGCCCCAGCAUAUACCAAGACAGACAUAGAAGCAUGGAUGCCAGGCAGGGGGAUGUAUGGUGAGAUCUCCUCUGCUUCCAACUGCACUGAUUAUCAGUCUGCUCGCCUCAACAUCACCUACAAGGAUGCAAGCGGCAGGGAAAGGCUGGUGCACACUGUCAAUGGAACUGCCUGUGCAGUCCCUCGUCUGGCUAUUGCACUGUGUGAGACUUUCCAAGACAGUGAUGGAAACAUUUCAUUGCCACCAUCUCUCCACCCCUACCUGCCUGGGCUCUCCAAGAUCUGUCCCCCCAGCACCCCCUGCCGCACCACCUGGCUCAGACAAAAAUCUUUCCAGGGGACCAUAGUGCCUCCAGGAGAAGGAAUAUAAUGUUGCAAAAUGCAGUAGCUGUCAAGAAUAUGAAUUCAAUAAAAAAUAUGUAUAUUUUUUUCCCACAUAAUGCUGUAAAAUGCUGUAGCUGUCGAAUAUAAAUUCAAUUUAAAA
This is a messenger RNA of Scylla paramamosain (green mud crab), 1648 nucleotides long. It is a transcript of the gene SerRS-m, whose product is annotated as serine--tRNA ligase, mitochondrial-like. Gene Ontology annotation, molecular function: serine-tRNA ligase activity; tRNA binding; ATP binding. The coding region runs from base 167 to 1534 and encodes 455 amino acids. Lineage: Eukaryota; Metazoa; Arthropoda; Malacostraca; Decapoda; Portunidae. The record is from RefSeq and is a predicted model, not a curated record. Gene Ontology annotation, biological process: mitochondrial seryl-tRNA aminoacylation. The transcript has 6 exons. Gene Ontology annotation, cellular component: mitochondrion.